UGUUUAUUUAUUCAACAUGGCUGACGAUAAACGAAAAAGCUAUCCGUUGAUGUUUAAAAACAGUGUCCUUAAAAUGCUUCGCGAAAACAAUGGAAACGUAGCUAAAACUGCUAGGGAAUGUGGUGUACAUAGGAAAAAUAUUCGGCGCUGGAAGUCUCAAGAAGCUUUGAUUUCGGACACGGUUCAAAAUCGUAAGAUGAAUGCCGGAUUUCGACGAAGGAUACGGGAUCGAAAUUUAGUUCUUCUGCCUGGAGCUUCAAGAUUAGAGACUGACAGUUUGGGGCCUGUGCCAGUCCCAAAUGACAAACUCUAUGGAGCUGUCACGGCACGCACUUUGAUCAAUUUCAACAUUGGUGGUGAAACUGAAAAAAUGCCGGUUCCACUUAUCAAAGCUUUUGGUAUUCUGAAGGCUGCAGCAGCCCAAGUGAAUCAAGAGUAUGGCCUGGAUCCCAAAAUAGCUGAAGUAAUAAAAUCUGCUGCCAUGGAAGUGAGUUCUGGUGAACUUAUGGAUCAUUUCCCUCUUGUCGUGUGGCAGACAGGUUCUGGCACACAGACAAAUAUGAAUGUGAAUGAAGUGAUUAGCAACCGAGCUAUUCAGUUACUUGGUGGUCAGCUUGGCAGUAAGGAUCCUGUGCAUCCAAAUGAUCAUGUAAAUAUGAGCCAAAGUUCCAAUGAUACAUUUCCGACUGCAAUGCACAUAGCUGUUGCUGCUGAAAUCCACCAGCAUUUAUUACCUGCCCUUCAUAAAUUACACGAGUCUCUCAAAAACAAAUCUAAUGAGUUUAUGGACAUUAUCAAAGUAGGACGUACACACACGCAAGAUGCAGUACCCUUAACACUUGGACAAGAGUUUAGCGGAUAUGUAACCCAGUUAGCUAAUGGAAUUGAACGCAUCAAAUCAACUAUGCCAAGAUUAUAUCAGCUAGCCAUAGGUGGCACAGCUGUUGGAACUGGAAUAAAUACAAGAAUUGGAUUUGCAGAAAAAAUUGCUUCUAACAUUGCUGAAAUUACAGGGCUUCCUUUCCAAUCUGCUCCUAAUAAAUUUGAAGCACUUGCAGCUCAUGACGCACUUGUUGAAGUACAUGGAGCUUUAAAUGUUGUGGCAUGCAGUUUAAUGAAAAUUGGUAAUGACCUACGCUUCCUUGCUUCUGGUCCUCGGUGUGGUUUUGGAGAAUUAAUUCUUCCUGAAAAUGAGCCUGGAAGUAGUAUCAUGCCAGGUAAAAUCAACCCUACGCAGUGUGAAGCCAUCACAAUGGUGGCUGCCCAAGUUAUGGGUAACCAGGUUGCAGUUACUAUUGGUGGCUCAAAUGGCCAUUUUGAACUGAAUGUUUUCAAACCUCUCAUUGCACGUAAUGUUCUACAAUCAAUUAGACUCGUUGGAGAUGCAUGCAUUUCUUUCACUGACCAUUGUGUUAAAGAUAUCCAACCAAACAGGAAACGCUUGCAAUCCAAUCUUAACGAAUCCCUUAUGCUAGUCACUGCCCUAAAUCCCCACAUUGGCUAUGACAGAGCAGCAAAAAUAGCCAAACUAGCUCACCAAGAAGGUACUACAUUAAAAGAGGCAGCGCUAAAAUUAAAUUUUUUGAAGGAAGACCAAUUUGAUGAAAUAGUUCGACCCGAAAAUAUGCUUGGACCAAAAUGAUGGAAUUAUUAAUGUACUCUAUAGCAACCUGGUUAAAAACCUUGUGAGGAUAGCUCUAACUUUCCCUCCUUGACUGACUUUCAUAGCCAACCUCUUUUGAUAGCUGUUGAGCAACAGUUGACUACAGAUGUAAUCACCAAGACAGGAUAAAAAUCUGAUACGGAAAAAAAUUGUAAAUAGGUUGAGAAAAAAAUAAUAAAACAAAUGAAUUUGAUAGUUGA
This is a messenger RNA of Octopus sinensis (East Asian common octopus), 1863 nucleotides long. Its product is annotated as fumarate hydratase, mitochondrial. Gene Ontology annotation, biological process: fumarate metabolic process; malate metabolic process; tricarboxylic acid cycle. Gene Ontology annotation, molecular function: fumarate hydratase activity. Gene Ontology annotation, cellular component: tricarboxylic acid cycle heteromeric enzyme complex; mitochondrion. The transcript is spliced from 9 exons. Lineage: Eukaryota; Metazoa; Mollusca; Cephalopoda; Octopoda; Octopodidae. The record is from RefSeq and is a predicted model, not a curated record. Bases 17 to 1642 code for a protein of 541 amino acids.